Pelagomonas calceolata is the source of this 1629-nucleotide messenger RNA. NCBI's taxonomy places the organism in Eukaryota, Pelagophyceae, Pelagomonadales, Pelagomonadaceae. The record is from the annotation of a GenBank genome assembly.
ACGACGCGAAGGUGUGCAACACGACGCGUAGUGAUGCAUCUCUCCCACCUCUUUAUUGCCGCAUGGUUGCUGCCGCAAACAGCAGCGCUGGUCGGCAUUCGCCCGUCGCCUGCGUCGCGCCGCAGCGCUGCCGCAUCGGAUGCAGCAGACGCCGCCACAUCGAUAGCUGCAGCAGCAACAGCUGCGAACAAGAACGACGACGACGCGAAGAUCAAGGCGAUCGCGGGCCCGGCGCUGCUCGGCACGCUCGCCGACCCGCUGCUGUCGGUCGUGGACACGGCCUGGGUCUCGCGGCUCGGGACGACGGCGCUGGGCGCCGUCGCAGCAAGUUCCGAAAUCUUCACACUGGUCAUAGCGGUGUCACUUGCGCUCCGAGAAGCGGCGUCGUCGACGAUCGCGCGGCUUACGGCGCAGGGCCGCUGGCGGGAGGCCGAGGCCCACGGCGCGAAGACGCUGCUGACCGCUUUUGGCGUCGGUGCGUUACUUACGUUAAUACUGCUGGGCCCCGGCGGGCCGGGCGCCGUCGGUUUAUUGGGAUGCCCGCGCGGAAGCCCCCUGCAUGCCGACGCGCUCACGUACGCGCGGAUCCGGGCGCUCGCGCUGCCGUGCGCGGUGGCGCAGUUCGCUGCGGAAGGAGUGUGCCGCGGCCUCGGGGACACGAAGCCGCCGUUACGGGCGGCGCUGCUCGCCGGGUUGAUGAAUGUGGUAUUGGAUCCCGUCCUCAUGUUCAGAUGCGGCUGGAACGUGGCCGGGGCCGCCGCGGCGACGGCGAUCUCGCAGGCUUGUGCUUGCGCAUUGUUGUUAAUAGAGCUCAACGGCAAGCGCGGCAAUCGAGCACCGUCGACGAUUGAUGUGCCGGCCGCGAAGACAGAGACCAAGCUUUUGGGGACGUCUCUGGCGUUGCUGCUGCGGUCGACGUGCCAGCUGGGCACCUGGGUCUUCGUCGCGUCCCAGGUGUCUCGACGGUUGGGCGCGCGCGCCAUCGCCGCCCACGGCGUCGUAUUGAAGGUGUGGUUGUUGUUCGUCCUGGCCGCCGAGGCGCCGGCCGUCGCGGGCCAGGUCAUCUCGGCGGGCUACCUGGCGACGGGCCGGCGAGCGCGCGCCCGUGCUGACAUCAAAUUUCUCACCUUCACACCAUCGACGCGACGUGGCACGCGACUCAUUGAUUCCACACAGGCGCGCGCCGCAAGAGUCGUGAAGCGGCUUGGUAAAGCGACGGUCACGAUCGGACUGAUUACGGCCGCGGCUUUAGCGGCCGCCGCGGGGCCCAUAUCAUAUGCGUUCUUUCCCACGGAUACGGCAGCCGCCAAGUCCACGAAAACUAUCUUCCGCUGGGCGGCGCUAUCAGUCCCACUCGUCUGGCCGAACGCGCUCUGCGAGGCCGUGCUGCUCGGCGCGGGCCGCUACCGCUACCUCGCGGGCGCGACGCUCGUCAACGCGCUCGUCGCGUCCUUCGCGACCGUGGCGCUGCUCUCGGCGAGGCCGCUCGUGACGAGCGCCUGGGCGUGUUUGUGCGGCUUCUUCGUGUUGCGGUUCGCCGUGUCCGCGGGCGGGGCCGCCCGCGAGCUCCUGCCCGCGAACCGCGCGGGCGGGCUGCGGUAUCGUACGUCGUCGUCGUCGUCUCGCUGA